AUGGUUAAACGAAGCAAGCUCCUCCAGGCUCUCGAUGCCCACAAGGGUCGCGACUAUGAUGCCGAGAAGCAAAAGAAACAAGUCAAGGCCGCAGUGAAGCGUAAAGGCGUGACGACCACCGACAGCCCGGCAAAGGCCAAGGAGACCAAGCAAACAAAGGAGGAAGUUGCCGUGAGCUCCGAGGCCGAGGAGGACGACGAUGAGGAGGAGGAGGAGGAAGAGGAGGAGAUUGAGGCUGAGGAGUCCGACGAAGAAAACGCCGAAGAGGAGGACGAUGAGGAAGAAGAAGAGGAGGAUAUCCCACUAUCAGACCUUGAAGAAGACGAACGUGAGGAUGUUGUCCCCCACCAACGCCUGACUAUCAACAACUCCGCCGCUAUCACCGCCUCCCUCAAGCGCAUCUCCUUCAUCACAUCGCAGACCCCAUUCUCCGAGCACAACUCCCUCGUGUCGAAAGAGCCGAUCGAGGUUGAAGACGCCAAUGACGAUUUGAACCGCGAAUUGGCAUUCUACAAGGUCUGCCAAGCUGCCGCAACCCAGGCCCGUGGUCUGCUGAAGAAGGAGGGAAUUCCCUUCACCCGUCCCGGUGACUACUUCGCAGAGAUGGUUAAGAACGACGAGCACAUGAACUUGAUCAAGAAGAAGCUGUACGAUGAGGCAGCCGGCAAGAAGGCCGCUGCUGAGGCGCGCCGCCAGCGUGACCUGAAGAAAUUCGGCAAGCAGGUGCAGGUCGCCAAGCUGCAGCAGAGAGCCAAGGAAAAGCGGGAGACUCUUGAAAAGAUCAACACCCUGAAGAAGAAGCGCAAGGCUGAUACUUCUGCUCCCACCGACGACGCCAAGGAUCUCUUCGAUGUCGCCAUUGAGGAUGCUGGCCCAACUGAGAACCGCAAGCGUGGUCGCGGUGAGGGUGGUGCCAACAAGCGUCAAAAGAAGGACUCUAAGUUUGGCUUCGGUGGUAAGAAGCGCCAUGCCAAGAGCGGUGAUGCCGCUUCCAGCGGUGACAUGAGCAAGUUCUCUACCAAGAAGAUGAAGGCUGGUGGUGCUAAGCGCCCUGGCAAGAGCAAGCGUGCCCAAGGCCGUAUGUAA
Messenger RNA from Penicillium verhagenii, 1086 nucleotides. Its product is annotated as EBP2 family rRNA-processing protein. The transcript has 2 exons. NCBI's taxonomy places the organism in Eukaryota, Fungi, Ascomycota, Eurotiomycetes, Eurotiales, Aspergillaceae. Gene Ontology annotation, biological process: ribosomal large subunit biogenesis; rRNA processing. Bases 1 to 1086 code for a protein of 361 amino acids. The record is from RefSeq and is a predicted model, not a curated record. Gene Ontology annotation, cellular component: nucleolus; nuclear periphery; preribosome, large subunit precursor.